Daldinia childiae is the source of this 432-nucleotide messenger RNA. RefSeq lists its product as uncharacterized. The coding region runs from base 1 to 432 and encodes 143 amino acids. The transcript has 2 exons. The record is from RefSeq and is a predicted model, not a curated record. NCBI's taxonomy places the organism in Eukaryota, Fungi, Ascomycota, Sordariomycetes, Xylariales, Hypoxylaceae.
AUGCCCCCCUCCCACGAACGCACCUCCCUCCUCAACCCCAACACCACCACCACCACCACCACAACAAUAACAACCCGCCGCCACCCCCGCAACAGCAUGUACUGGACUCUAGCCUGCAUCUACGGCGCAUCCGCCGUCGGCCUCGGCGCCUUCGGCGCCCACGGGCUAAAGAAGCUGAUCUCGGACCCGACCAAAGUCGCCAACUGGGCCACCGCCGCCCACUACCAGCUCGUGCACUCCGUCGCCCUGCUCGUCGCCGCCCAGGUCCAGAACCCCAUUUCCGGCGUCCUGUUUACCACCGGCAUGACUUUCUUCAGCGGGAGCUUGUACCUGCUCGUCCUGAACCCGGCCCGCUUCCGGUUCCUGGGUCCCGUGACCCCGCUUGGCGGACUGUGUUUAAUUGGCGGCUGGGUUGCACUCGCUCUUAAGUGA